Molecule: messenger RNA, 1150 nt
Organism: Cryptomeria japonica (Japanese cedar)
Lineage: Eukaryota; Viridiplantae; Streptophyta; Pinopsida; Cupressales; Cupressaceae
Product: annexin Gh1
Exons: 6
Coding region: 65-1048 (327 amino acids)
Cellular component (GO): cytoplasm
Molecular function (GO): calcium-dependent phospholipid binding; calcium ion binding
Source: RefSeq, a predicted model, not a curated record
AUUAAACACCUCAUUCGGCAAUACUUUGAAGUGUAAAGAGUUGGGUUGCUUGGAAUACACAGAAAUGGCUGACUGUGCUGUUGUAUGUUUUGCUAAUCCUAUAGCCAUGGACUGCGAGGAAAUUUAUCGUGCCUGUAAAGGCCUUGGAACUGAUGAAGAAAAGAUUGUGGAAAUAGUGGGGAACAGAAAUGCUGAGCAGAGGAAGGCGAUAAGAGAGACCUACUAUGCAAUGUACAAAGAAGACCUCUGCACUCGCCUUGAAAAGGAGCUUCAUGGGAAACUAGAGAAAGCAAUUGGGUUGUGGAUGAGAGAAGCAGCUGAAAGGGACGCCAUUAUAGCUGGAAAAGCCCUAGAAGGAUGGAGCACAGAUGACCGUGCUCUUACUGAAGUUUUCUGCACAAGAUCUUCCACUGCAAUCAUAAAAAUCCGUGAAGCAUACCACAAACAAUUCCAACGUUGCUUACAAGAUGACGUUGCAUGCAAAACCAGUGGACCCUUUCAGAAGCUGCUUCUGGCGAUGCUGAAAGCACACCGGUGCGAGAGUAAUGUCAUCGACAUGAACCAGGCAAGGUGCGAUGCUCAGCGAUUGUAUGAAGUAGGAGAAGGAAGCUGUGGAACUAAUGAAGAUACUUUCGUUCAGAUUAUAAGCCAGCGCAGCGUCAUGCAACUUCAAGCAACCUUUAAGUGCUACAAGCAGGAAUAUGGUCAUGAAAUUAUGAAGGCACUAAAGAAGGAAACACAGAAAGAAUUCGAGGAAGCAGUUCGCGUGACUAUCAAGAGCAUGUAUGCCCCAGCUCAGUACUUUGCCAAGGUGCUUCACAAAGCCCUGAAAGGGGUUGUUAAGGACGAUAGUACAAUAGCUCGUGUAAUGGUGACUCGUGCAGAGGUGGACUUGAAGGAAAUUGAUGGUGCAUUUGAGAGGAAAUAUAAGAAAAAUAUAGUGCAAGCGUUUCAUGAGGAGUUGUCUGGACAUUUCAAGUAUUUCUGCCUUGCUCUCACUGCUCGUGCAGCCAUUUCUCAACGACCUAUGUUGUGCUCUUGCAAUUAACUACUCUCAUUACCUUAUAUCACUAUGCUAUAAAACUACCCUGUUCAUCUCUAUACUACUAAUUAACAAUAUAUAACAUAAAGCAUUAUACUUUUCUCCUUC